Molecule: messenger RNA, 3803 nt
Organism: Cannabis sativa
Lineage: Eukaryota; Viridiplantae; Streptophyta; Magnoliopsida; Rosales; Cannabaceae
Exons: 11
Coding region: 318-3482 (1054 amino acids)
Biological process (GO): proteolysis
Molecular function (GO): cysteine-type peptidase activity
Source: RefSeq, a predicted model, not a curated record
AUUAUAGAGAAAAUUACGUUGGGAGACUAUUUUUGAAAUUAAAUACUGUAUAUACCGAAUAUAUUUAUAUUUGGUAAAAAGUAACGAUUUUUUUUGAAUUUUUUUUUACACGUGUACACGGUUACUGUUUUUUAGGGGUAGUUGAGUGUUAAACACGAUUCCACGUUCUUUUUGCACUGUCAAACCAUUUCUCACUCAAUCACUUCCAUUUCUCUUUUCAUUUCAUCUUCCAUUCUCUUAUUUUCCCUCAUUUUAUCAUAGUGUAAGGGUUUCUCUCUGCUAGGGUUUGGCAUUUCGUUUCAUAGUUAAAACAUUCAAUGGUGCGUACUAGGGGUUCAAUGUCUCCAUCACCGGAGGUGUCUGGUUCGAAGAAGAAGGUUGAAAAAGCAGAGGAGGUUUCGAAAAACAUGGUUGGUUCUGGUUCGAAGGUCGUUGAGUCUGAUAAGGAGAAGAAGAACAAGAAUCUCUCCAUUUCGAAGAGGAGUGGUGUUUCUGAAGCUACCUCUAACGAUCGGCGCUCUAAGAAAUUGAAGAGUGUUGUUGAAGAUGAGGAUGAUUUUGAUUCAGAAUGUGAUGAAGCACCUAUUGUGUUGCCAAAAAAAUUGAAGGUUUGGGAUUUUUACUUGAAACCAGAGGAUAGAUUUUGUGGAAAAAUCAUAUACUGGUUUGAUGUGGGUGUUAUUGCAGAAAUCAAGGGUAGAUUGAAUGCUAAGCAACUUACUAUGUUUCAAGAAUCUUGUUUUGGGCAUUUUCUAGAUCUUGAGGAGUGCAACAUGCAAUCUCAGGUUAUACACACUGCUUUGUGUAGGGAGGUUCAUCAGGCAAAUGUCAAGGAAAUUUGGUUUGAUUUUGGUAAUUCUAGGACUCGUUUUAGGUUAGGUGAAUUUGCUAUUAUUAGUGGAUUGUUGUGUAAGGGUGACAGUAGUAUGGAAAAAUAUAUAGGAAGGGGAGAUACUUUUGUGGACAAGUAUUUUAGUGACAUGACUGUUAACUAUGCUGCCAUUAAACAACGAUUCUUGAAUAGUAUCUUCAAAGAUGAUGUGUUUGCUUUUAGAAUGGCUGUGCUUUAUUUUGUUACGAAUUUCUUGCUUAGUAAGCCUGGUCGCAAGAAAGUAAGUAGUGGGUUACUUCAUUUAAUUGGUUCUGGUGAGUUUAACAGUUUUCCAUGGGGUAAGGUUGCGUAUGAUACUACUUUGUAUAGCUUGAGGACUGUUUUAAAGGAAAAAAACAAGAAGAAAGUUGUUGAUGAGACGAAGGGUACAGUUGCUUCGAAGGCAAAAGGGAAGAACAUUAAGGGUAAAGAAAAGGAUUACAAUAGUAAGACGUACAAGUUGUGUGGUUUCCCUUUUGCGUUUCAGGUUUGGCUCUAUGAGGUUAUUCCUCUUUUUAAGAAGCAAGGUUUAUGUACAUAUGAUGCUUCUCCAGAUUAUAGGAUGUGUAGGUGGAGUAGUGUGGGCAAUCCUUUCUCAGGUGAAGUGGAGAAGAAAAUAUAUAUGUCAACUAAGUUUUCUGUUACCCGCAUGUUUCCUUCAGCUGAGGAAAAUCAAAAGUUAGAUAUUGCUGGGUUUGAGUUUUCUUAUGGGUCAGAAUCUGAUGAUGAUUUUGAGGAUGUGAGACAGCCAAGAGUAGAUGUUGACAAGACUGGUAGCUCUGGAGUUGAGAAAAAAUCUACUAUAAGUCUUGCUGUGUUGGAUGAGCUUAAAGAUUCGGUGUUGGGGCUUGUAGUUAGGCAAGUUGGAUUGGAGUGUGUUUUGAAAGAAUUUCGUAAGGAAGUUGAUGAAAAAUUUGCAUUACUUGAGGAAAAUUUGAAGGGUUACAUUGAUCGUAAAGUUGGAGAGGAUUUAACUUUUUAUUUUGAUACGAAGUUUUCAGAAUUGAAAGAUUUGAUUAAAGAUAGUAUUGAGAAUGUUGUACCACAGAGUAAUGAGGAUGAAGAUGAGGAUGACGGUGGUGGUGGUGGCAAUGAUAGUCCUCGUAACCUAGAUGACAUUAGUGAUGAUGUUGAGCCUACUGUUAAGGGGGAUGGUGAGGAUGCUGGUGAAGAUGCUGCUGAUGUGAAGGAUGGUGAAGAUUGUGUUGGUGGUGACGGUGAUGUUUAUAAGGAAAUUAAAAAUAUUUCCGAGAUGUCUGUGAAAGAAGUUGAUAGUCAAGAUUUUGCUGGUUUAUGUUCUUUGGAAAAGGAUAUGCCAAAUUUUGACAUAUUGGGUUCGUUAUUAGGACAAAAUGAGACUGUUGCAAUGGUAGAGGAUGAAGUUUUGGGUUCUGAUGGUGGUAAUGUAGGUGGAGUUGAGGGAGUUGCUGAGAAAGUUAGUGCGGGUACCGAUGAUGGUUUUUCAGAAUCUGUGAUGGCUGUUAUAAAUCAGAAAGUGGAUGAUGUGUGUCAUGCAUAUGAAGUGAAGAAGAUUAUGGACAAGAUUAAGGUUUGUGAAUCUCCCAAAUCAAAGAGGGCUCAUAAGCCUAGCGUGGUUUUACAGAGUCCUUACAGAAAUGAUUUUGGGUCUUCUGGUAGUAAUGAAAAGAUGAAGAAAAAGAAUGUUAAAGGUCAAUAUGCGUUUAAUUCUGGGUUGUUUGAUCCUCCGCACGAACUUCAACAGAAGGCAUUUGAUGAGUGGUUCUGUGUUGGGUUCAAGGAUGAGAAUAAGAAGAAGAAGUUUGUUCAAGGGAAGAAUCUUUUUAGUCCUGCUUUAGAUUUCUGCAUUGAUAGUGUUCAGGACAAGUGGUGGUUUUAUGAUCUUUUGACCCCUGGGAGGUGCCUUAGUGACUCGCAUAUGGAUGUAAUAUUUUAUUACUUGCGAAAGAAGUUGAAGUAUGAUCCUAAUGUUGCAGUGUCUGCAACAACCACAGAUUAUCAUUUCUGUUUUAAGGUGGUUGAAUUGUAUGAUAAGUUUGUCAAGUCUGGAAACAAGAUUGAUGCUGUGCCUAAGAGUAACAUUGUUACUGAAUACAUGAGUGGGUAUUACAUGUAUGCUAACAAAGAUUGGCUACGUGUUGAUUAUGUGUUGAUUUACAUGCAUAUUAAGGAUGAAAAGCAUUGGAUUUUGAUCAUUUUUGAUAUUAGGGCUAGGUGUCUCAAUGUUUAUAAUUUCUUAGGGUCUAGACAUGAGUUGGACAGGAAAACAGCUGGUUAUGUCAAGCCUUUUGCAGUGGUGUUGCCUAUAUGUUUGUCAUUCAUUGACUAUUACAGUAGGAGGAUGGAUAUUGACACAAGCCAAGGAUUUUUUAAAGGGAAAAAGGAGGAGGACAUGCUUGAUGUCUUUGUUGUUACUAAGUUACCUCAACAAGUAGACAAUGAUUGUGGCUUGUUCGUGGCUAAGUAUGCUGAUUUCUUUAUUCAUGGAUGUAUUGAGAAACUUCCAAAUCCUCUAGAUGUGGGGUUUUUUAGGAGGAAGCUCGCUGUUGAGUUGUAUGUUCAUGCCAAGAAGAAACUGUUGAAUGAUUAUGAUUCUGAGUCUGAGUUUCCUGGGAGGAUUCCAAAAGCUUGAUUGGAUUGAAGGGGUUUCGAAUCUGCACUAGGAUGAAACUUUUUGGUGUACUAAAGUUGGAGUUUCAACUGGAAUGAAACUUUUUGGUGAACUAUUUUGAGUCAAAGUAACUUGUUUUGUUACUUUUGUUUUUAGAAUUGUAAUUAAGCUCCAAUUUUUUAGUACAUUUGUUUGUUAGUAUUAGUGAAUGGUGUAUCUGGACAGUAGGGUUUAUAUGUAGUAUUUAGCUAGGUGUUAAUCUGUUUGUUGUUGGUAACACUGAUGUGAAGGGACCGUUUAGUAUCUUUUUUUGGAAAUAUGCAAGUAUAUAAGUAGUUAAAA